AUGCCAGCCCCAGAUGUGUCCAUGAUGAAGGCCCUCAGCCUGCCUUGGCUGGAUUACCAUGUUCUCGUCUUGGACCUGGAGAAGAUUCUGUUGAAGGUGGCCAGAGAGGCUGGGCCAGGGUCAGCCUGUGGAGCAGCUCAGGUGCCCUCUGCUUGUCUGGCCUGGAGAGUGUUGCCCUGUGCAGAGCAGUGGGCUUUAGGAGCCACGGUGCUGUUAGGUUUUUGGGUGGAUAAGGGCCCUUCAGAAGGCCCUGGCCCAGCUGGAAGCUGUGGCCUCAGAGCAGAGCCUGCUCUUGGGGGAGGGGUGUUUGCUCGUUGCCAAGCACCCAGGUUCCGGCCUCCAGCAGUGGCCACAGAUACGCUGCAGGCAUUGUCCCUACUUUCCUGGCUGCUCCUGCUGGCAAAACCUGCUCCUACUCUUACCUGGUCACGGCCCCUCUGGUACCAGUUGAAACUGGACUUACAGCCCUGGGGGUGUGAGCCAAACAACCCGGAGGCCUGUGGGAGCACCCUGGGCUGUCCUGGCUACUGGACAAGCCUGGGAGGGAACCGCAUCUACCCUGUGGCUGGGGCCAUGAUCACCACCACCAUGAUGCUGGUGAUGGGUCGUCCAAUGCUGCACCGGUGGCGUUCACAGCACCCACAGGUGAGCACUAGCACCUCUGGAGCCUCGAGACGGCAGGUCCCAAUCUCAGACCGCACCCUGCUCCUCAGGGUCCUGCACAUGCUGGAUGCCCUCCUGUCCCACAUAGAGGGAAACCUGCAGCACCUGGCCACUCGGCAGUGCAAAUAAAGGAGACUUUAUCCAGU
Messenger RNA from Cavia porcellus (domestic guinea pig), 809 nucleotides. Its product is annotated as transmembrane protein 89-like. Bases 1 to 792 code for a protein of 263 amino acids. The record is from RefSeq and is a predicted model, not a curated record. The transcript is spliced from 3 exons. Lineage: Eukaryota; Metazoa; Chordata; Mammalia; Rodentia; Caviidae.